Cicer arietinum (chickpea) is the source of this 3935-nucleotide messenger RNA. Its product is annotated as transcription factor LHW. The record is from RefSeq and is a predicted model, not a curated record. Gene Ontology annotation, molecular function: DNA-binding transcription factor activity; protein dimerization activity. Gene Ontology annotation, biological process: regulation of DNA-templated transcription. Lineage: Eukaryota; Viridiplantae; Streptophyta; Magnoliopsida; Fabales; Fabaceae.
UUUUCCUCACUGCCACCUCUCUUCUCUUCACAUUUUCACACAUUCUCUCUCUCUCUCUCUACAAAACAAAACACAAUUCUCUUUCUCUCUCUCUCUGACUCCCUUCCGACACUGUUUCAUUACCCGACAAAACCAACCUCUGCCUCUUCCACUAUCUCUCUCUCUCUACCAGUGGCUCUCCCUCUAAUAUUCCCCCUAAAACCCUUCCUUUUAAUCAAACCACACAAUUCCAUCUCUUUCUCUCUCUCUCUGAGUAAACACAAGAACCUGAACCUGUGUUUUGUUAAGUUGAAAAAAAAAAACACCCUACCAUCUGAAAAUCACACAAAAACACUUUCUAUACAAACCCUCCAUUUCCCAUUUCUCUUUUACACAUUCCACUCUUCAAAGUUCUUUCCUUUUUUCAUCUCAAAUGGACAACAUUAUAGUAGUACCUAUCUACAAACUCGAAUCUCGUGGCAUAGUGUAGAAAUCUCUUUACUUUACUUUCUCUCUCUAAAACUUUUUUAGCCGGAGAAUGGCAUGCCGGAAACUGAACUCUGGGAACUUGGAUCCACAACGAAAGAGAAGUGGAGGAUUGAGAACUAAACAAGCAGGAAGAGGAUCGUGCUGUGGUAGUUAGGAUUUGGAAUCAAAACUUUUUCUUGAUAAUGCAUGGUCAACAACAAGUUUGACACUUACCCUUUUGUUUUUUUUUUUGUGCUGUUCCUGGGUGCUAUUGUUUCUUCCAUUAGGAUUAGGAAUUUAGCAGGAAGAGUGUUUUUUUGGGAAUUUCCAAGAUGGGUUUUUUGUUGAAAGAAGUUUUGAAGACUCUGUGCAAUCGGAAUCAGUGGUCUUAUGCUGUGUUCUGGAAGAUUGGUUGCAACAAUUCCAAGCUAUUAAUUUGGGAAGAAUGCUAUCAUGAACCCUUGUUAUGUCCUUCCCCUCGUGGCAUAGUAGGGAUGUCUAAUUUUCCUAAUCAGAAUGGGGAAGGAUGCUGGUUUUCUUCCGAGUCUCAAUCGUUUCAUCUAGGAAUUCAAGAGGAGGACAAAGUCUCUUCUUUGAUUAACAAAAUGACAGUAAAUAAUUUAGUCAUUGUUGCAGGUGAAGGUAUGAUUGGACGGGCUGCAUUUACCAACAGUCAUCAAUGGAUUCUCUUGAACAAUUUCGCAAAAGAUGCAUAUCCACCUGAGGUAUAUGCUGAAGUGCAUCACCAAUUUUCAGCUGGAAUGCAGACUGUAGCAGUUAUUCCUGUGCUUCCUCAUGGGGUUGUUCAACUUGGUUCUUUCUUGCCCAUAAUGGAAAAUAUGGGAUUUGUGCAUGAAGUCAAGAGCUUGAUCUUGCAAUUGGGGUGUAUUCCUGGUGCCCUUCUAUCUGAAGACUAUUCAGAAAAACUUUCAAAUGAAAGACUCACUGAACGUGCUACUUCUGGUGUGCCUAUGCCUGUUGAUUCAUCGGUUGUUACUUCAAAUUGCACUCCUUCAAUAAUUAAUAUCGAUAAUCGACAAAGUUAUUUAUCUCAUGCUUCAAAGCCUAAUAUUCAAACCCUUUGUCCAUUAAGGGAAAAAAUUAGUAAAUGUCAGGGUUCUGAAUGGACACCCCAAACCCAUAAUCUGAAUGAGAUAUCCAAUAAACUUUUCCAAGAGGAUAGAGUUGUGGAGGCUGAAGUAAUACCCUCAAAUUUUAAUUCAAGCCUGCAACAGCAUUCUGUUGCAUAUAAUGCAAGAUCUGAAUUCAAUAAUCUAAGUUCUGGCAGUACUUCGUUACUUAGAGGAAUCCCAGUACAUGGUGGGAUGAAUAGUAUUUUGGGGACAAAUCUGAUUACUAGUUCAAAAUUUCCUAAAGUAUCUGCAACAAAUUUAUCUGGAUCCCAAGUUGGGAAUGAACUUCAAAAUGACGAUUCGACUAAUGCAGCGCGUCAUUCUCGGGCAAAUUUGGCUAGUCGGUCAGGUGCCUAUGACUUGCUUCAGGCCCCUAACAUUCCCUCUUUUAAUGUUGAGGAUCAUAUCCCGGGUUUUGUCCAUGAUUGCUUUCAUGAGGACAGUACCAAUCAAUCUGCAAUGACCAUGGGUUCUGAACACAAAGAAGCCUGUGCUCAACCUCCAUCAGGUGAUGACCUGUUUGAUAUUUUAGGUGUGGAUUUUAAGAACAAACUUCUAGAAGGACACUGGAAUGAACUCUUUGCCGAUGAAUCAAAUGCAGAUGUCGAAAAUAAGGUUAAAAAGGAAAUAUGCACGAACGUGGAGGGUACGAAUUCCGAUUAUUAUUCAGUUGACGAAUCAAUGUUGGACAGUGGCAUUUUUUCUGGGAUGUCAACAGACCACCUCUUGGAUGCCGUGGUCUCGAAGGCCAAACCUAGUUUGAAACAGAGUUCUGAUGACAUGUCUUGCAGGACAGCAUUGACUGUUAAUAGUACCUCGUCUAUUCCUUCUCCUGUCAGUAGAUCGAUUAUGGCUGGUAAUUUCGAAGGCGGGUUGUUUGAUUUUUCUAAGUAUAGAGGUAAAAAAGUUGCAGUAGAAACUAGUUCUCUAAGGUCCGGUUGUAGCAAGGAUGAUGCUGGAAACUGCUCUCAAACUACUACCAUAUGUGGAUCUCGACUUAGUUCGUGGUUGGAGAAUGGUGGCAAUGUGAAACAUGAAAAUAGUGUUUCAACUGGAUACUCUAAGCGACCGGACGAAGCUUGCAAAUCUAAUCGCAAAAGGCUGAAACCAGGAGAGAAUCCUAGGCCUCGACCUAAAGAUCGGCAAAUGAUUCAAGAUCGUGUCAAAGAAUUACGAGAAAUCGUUCCAAAUGGAGCAAAAUGUAGCAUUGAUGCGCUGCUGGAACGGACGAUUAAGCAUAUGCUUUUCUUGCAAAGUGUGACAAAGCAUGCUGACAAGCUCAAACAGAGUGGGGAGUCUAAGAUUAUUAGUAAGGAAGGUGGGUUGUUAUUGAAAGACAACUUUGAGGGAGGGGCUACAUGGGCGUAUGAGGUUGGCUCCCAAUCGAUGGUUUGUCCUAUUAUAGUCGAAGAUUUGGAUCCUCCUCGUCAGAUGCUAGUGGAGAUGCUUUGCGAGGAACGGGGUUUCUUUCUUGAAAUAGCUGACUUAAUCAGAGGAUUAGGGUUAACCAUCUUGAAGGGGGUAAUGGAAGCCCACAACGGCAAAAUCUGGGCACGUUUCGUUGUUGAGGCAAAUAGGGAUGUUACGAGGAUGGAAAUAUUUAUGUCACUCGUUCGUCUUCUCGAGCAAACGAUGAAGGGUAAUGCGUCUUCGUCCAAUGCAAUCGACAACAUGAUCGGUUAUAACUCUUUACCCCAGAACCCUACCCAGAUAGCAGCAACUGGAAGGCCUAAUAGUAUGAAAUGAAUCACUUGUUACACGGUUUCUUCGAAGUAUCAGUGUGUUGAGAGCAGGUCCAGUAAUGCUUGCCAUGACCAACAUCAAAUCCAUAACACUGUCUAACUGUUUCAGUUUUACAUCUCAUAUAUUAAAUAUAUGAAUCCAUUUUGAAGAGGAAUGAAUCUUUUAGGUAGAUAGUUAAAAGCAUCUCAAGUUUAUAAGAAUACGUAUUUCUAUAUUAGUACCUGAGUGUUUAUUUUUCCGGUGUCUGACCAACAUACAUGUAUCCGUGUGUUGGCACGGUUAUCUUCUGAUCUAUUACUCACUCAGAUGACAUGCAUCCUUUUUUUUCGAGCGAUGGUGGCAAUUCCGGCGGCGUGUAUCGGGAAGUUGGUGUUGUAAUUUUUAUAUAUCAGAUGUAUAGAUAUUGAAGGGCAUGGAAAGAAAGGGUUCAUGUGCACUUUUUCUUUUGUUGCUCUUCUUCUACUCAUGGUUUUUCUUGGGGUUGUGAUGAAUUUGGUAGUGUUGCAUUACAUGAAAUACUCAAGUGUUGUAAAUGUAAUCUCUAUUCUCUAAGUGUGGUUUGUAUAUUAGUGGAAUUAAUGAGGUGAGAGUAAUCAUUUUCAUAUAUUUUCA